Molecule: messenger RNA, 974 nt
Organism: Caenorhabditis angaria
Lineage: Eukaryota; Metazoa; Nematoda; Chromadorea; Rhabditida; Rhabditidae
Source: the annotation of a GenBank genome assembly
AUGGCUAAACGACGUGCCAGUGAGUCAAACGGAGAUGUGUCGAAAAAACCGAAGGAAGAAGAUUCUGAUUCGGAAGGUGAAGCUGGAAAUCCGGAAGAAACGAUCACAGAAGAAAUGAACAUCAACUAUGAGCCAGAUCAAAUGCGUAUUCUUGUAGACUCAUUUAAUGAGUUUUGUGAGUCAAAUGAAAGUGCUACAGUCAAAAGCCUUGAAAAAUUGGUCACUGAAUGGGCGGAGAAAAGGAAAGCAGAAAACGACUCGUAUAUUGAUAUCACGAUGUUUUGCCAAGAUUAUAGAAGAUAUUUGAAGACUGCGAUGAAAGUAUCGAUUAUGGGAAUCAAUGAUUCGUCAAGAAUCACUUUGAGAUAUUUACAAGAUGAAAAAGCUCUCGUCAAUUUCAAGGAUUUCCCUCAAAAACCUCCGCAAGUAAUCCAAAUAUACAUUAAACGUAAUAAUCUAUCGAAACAGUUGCAUGAAUUGGCCUCUGCUUAUGAAGCAUUCAAAAAUGAAUCGAAAGAAGUUGUUGAAGAAGUCCAAGAAAUUCAUAAACAACAAGAGGUUUAUUUUUUGCUGAUUUUAAAUUAAAUAUAAUUAAUUAAUUACAAAUUUUCAGCGCGAAUACGCUCAAGCUCUUCUCAACUUUCUGACAAUUCAUCCGCAUUUGACCACUAAUCAAAUAACAUCGAUUGAUUCUAGAGCUAAAUCAAUUCUCAAGAGAGUAAGUUCAAUCAAUUUCCAAUAUUUUUUUAAAUAUUAAUUUUCAGAUUGAUAAACCAAGCGGAGCUCGUCGUUCAAAUGCAACAGGAAAAAAGAAAGAUCCAGAAACUGCAUUUUCUCUUUGGGCUAGAACAAAAGCUGAUAAAUACAGAGAUUUAUCCGACGAGGAAAGAGAUGCCAAACUUCACAAAAAGUUCGCAAAGUUGUCAAGUUCCGAAUUGAAACUCUUGGAAGAACUUGCGAUGGCUUCAGGAUAA